CCGUUGCCAUACAUUACCAGCUCAUCAAAAAAGAUUGAAAACACGACCUGCCAGCGGCCACAGAAGUAUGCCGACACGGAGAGACCCAAACGCCCUGCAGCCAGACUGUGGAGGAAACUUCGGUGCACUUUUAAUAAGGAACAACACGCUUUUUGAAACUUCAAACUGCAGACCUCUGAGUUUGGACGAUGAUCGUCUGGUUGAAUUUUUGUUCUGAAUGACAAAGCUGAACUUUCCCGAUCCUGCUCGCUGGCGGUGCGGUAGGAGAGGUGAUAUCACUGCGGACGUUGAGGUGGUUUCCUGUGAAUCAAACAGGGUGGUGACGCCACGUACGACGAUACAUCGGACAGUGAAACAUAAGCGUUUUGGUUGGCGAGCGAGGGGCUCGGCCGAGUCGUAAAGGCAAACACAAUGUGAAGCCAGCGAUGGUGAACUUGGUGGAAAGUUGGGAGAGACGACGCAUCAAAGGCAGCGUUUACAGAAAGUGAUGUUUUUUUGAGCACACUGCGGCAAGAAGAGUUGCAGUUUAACGUCGAAGUCGUUUCUCGCAUUCAAAGUGAACGAGAUCAUGUGCGAAGUGGCCAUGGAGGAGCAGGAGAGGGAGAUCUCGCACAUAGACCCUCAGGAGUGCCCCUCGGUGGCAGAGAACGGAGUCAUGCUGGUGGUCUGCCACAGCCGGGUCCAUCCUCCCUUCAGCGUCGUGCUGGCCACGGUGCUCUACUGCGCAGAGUUCGCCGCCGCCGCCGUGCUCUGCAGCAUGUACCACAAGACCCACGACGAAAUCUGGAUGGGCUUCACCAUCACCUUCAUGCUGCUGCCCGCUGUGCUCAUUCAGUUGGCGCUGACGUUCAUCCACAGAGACCUGGGUCGGGACCGGCCUCUGGUCCUGUUCCUGCACCUGCUGCUGCUCGGCCCUGUCAUCAGGUGUAUCGAGGCUCUGGUUGUCUAUUUCAAGGCGGGUAGAAGGGAGGAGCCUUACGUCACUAUCUCCAGGAAGUUCAGUCUGAAGAAGGGGCAGGGGAUGCCCAUGGAGUGGGAAAUCGGACAAACGGAGCGCACCUUGGCCACUCACAGAAACGCCUUCAAACGCACCGCAGUCAUCCAGGCCUUUCUGGGCUCCACGCCUCAACUGACGCUCCAGCUGUAUGCCACCAUCCAGGAGAAAUACUUCCUCCCUGCAAGAUGUGUUCUGAUGGCUAUCACACUGAUUUCCGUCGUAUAUGGGGCCCUCGUGUGCAACGUUCUAGCCAUCCAGAUCAGGUACGAUGACUACAAGGUGCGGUUGCGCCCUGCAGCCUACCUGUGCAUGAUUGUGUGGAGAGGGUUGGAGAUUGCCACCCGGAUCACCGCUCUGGUCCUCUUCAGCACGGCGCUCACACACUGGGUGAUCCUGGUCGGCAUGGCUAACCUGCUCUUCUUCUUCUUCCUCCCCUGGGCUGAGUUCUGGGCCAGGAAAGGCUCGCUGACUAAGGACUUGGAGAAAAACUUCUCUAAGCUGGGUACCAUAGUGGUGCUAUGCAUGUUCACGUUGCUCUACGCCUGCAUCAACAUCUUCUGCUGGUCGGCGGUGCAGCUGGACCUCUCCCAUCGAGAGCUUAUUGAGAGGAAGCAGCGCUGGGACCGCCUGGCUAUCUACUACUGCGCACGCUUUCUUGAGAACUUCCUCCUCAUUACACUCUGGUACUUCUUCAAGUCGGACUUCUACGAGUAUGUGUGCGCGCCGCUGUUGGCGGUCCAGCUUCUGAUCUGCUACAGCCUGGCCGUGCUGUUCAUGCUACUCUUCUACCAGUUCUGCCACCCUUGCAGACGCCUCUUCAAGUACAACGUCCAUGACUGCCUGCACUGCGUCUGCUGCCAUAAAGGAAGGAGGGCAGCGAGAGCUGGACAACAGAACCUGCCUCCCUCGUACUCUACUGCUGCCACUAUGUUGCUGGUGCAGGAGGAGCCAAUGGAGCAGCUGGACCCCCAAAACUCAGAACCCCCUGACCUUGCCACUCAGCUGGGAGAGCGGGAGACGGCUAUUAUUGAAGACAUGAUGGAGGCAGCCUGAGAAGGGCUUUAUGGGGAAUUAAAUGAAGUUCUCUAAUGUAUAAAUGAGACCUCCGGUCCUUGAACACAAAAUCCAGAAUGAGUUUGUGUUUUUUGGUUGGUGAGGUGAUGUGUUGGAGAACAAACGUUUCCCUUUUUCUCUUAAGUGCGCAAAACUUUACUGAUUCAUGCUUCUGUGAGGGUUUUCGGUUAACUCCUGAUGUUAUUAUCAGGGAUGGUUAUGCACACUUAGCGCACCACAAGGCUCCAGUAUACCAAAGAAUGUAGCAUUUUGAGAUAUGCAGCUAUGCACAAAGGCCGCCUUGAGAAAGCAGCAGUGGGUCAUUCACAGGACGGAGCCAGGUGUGCGGGAAACUUGCCAAGUGUGUUCUAAGUCCCCGAAAGACUGAGCGGUACACCUCCAGUUUACUUCCUCUCAGGGUUUUCACGUCGUGAACGCCCCCUUUUGCACUAAACAGACUUUUUUUUAUAUAAAGCAGAAGGGCAAGAAAAGAAGAAGAAUUUAUCUUUUGUCAUACCUAACUGCAUAAACCUGCUGUGAUGAAUGCCUUGUGUUCACUGUCCCAUCUGGAUGCCUUGAUUAAAAACAAACAGGUUUUAAUUCUGCAAAAGAAAUGUGAGGAAAUAUCUGAGAAGUUUGUGAAAAUAUUAAAUUGUUAAAUCCUUUUAGGGAACAUCAGGUGUGUGUCUUUUAAAAUUAACCUUAACGUUGAUGCAUUAACAAGACUGACAUCAUCUUUAUUGAAGUACCUUCACAGUUUGCUUAUUUUUUUUUUGUUGUUUUACUGUUUUACUUGAAGAAGAAAUAAAUGAAUAAAUACUCUGAUCACUACA
Messenger RNA from Micropterus salmoides (largemouth bass), 2883 nucleotides. It is a transcript of the gene xkrx, whose product is annotated as XK related X-linked. The transcript is spliced from 3 exons. The record is from RefSeq and is a predicted model, not a curated record. Gene Ontology annotation, cellular component: membrane. Bases 569 to 2050 code for a protein of 493 amino acids. Lineage: Eukaryota; Metazoa; Chordata; Actinopteri; Centrarchiformes; Centrarchidae.